UCCCACAAAGUGGGCGGCGACCCCGGAAGCGCUCCUCGGGAAAGGAAGGAAGGAAGGGAGGGCCUGCUAGUGGGCGGAACUGAAGUGUGCGUGAUCCUGAGGAAGAGGAAGAGGAGGAGGCGCAGGGAGGGGUUCUCUGGCUGUUGCUUCCUUGUUAGCUGAGAGGCCGGAGGAGGAGGCGCCGCCGCCGCCGGUACCGUCAUUAUGGGGGGCUCCCGCGACGACGAGUACGACUAUCUCUUCAAAGUUGUUCUCAUUGGUGACUCCGGUGUCGGCAAAAGCAACCUUCUAUCCCGCUUCACGCGCAACGAGUUCAACCUGGAAAGCAAAAGCACCAUCGGGGUGGAGUUUGCAACACGAAGCAUUCAAGUGGAUGGCAAGACAAUAAAGGCUCAGAUCUGGGACACAGCGGGGCAGGAGCGAUACAGGGCGAUCACGUCGGCCUAUUACCGGGGAGCGGUUGGGGCCUUGCUGGUGUACGACAUCGCCAAGCACCUCACUUAUGAAAACGUUGAGCGGUGGCUGAAGGAGCUGCGGGACCAUGCGGACAGCAACAUUGUCAUCAUGCUGGUGGGCAACAAGAGCGACUUGCGCCAUCUGCGAGCUGUUCCGACAGACGAGGCCCGAGCCUUUGCAGAAAAGAAUGGCCUGUCGUUCAUCGAGACCUCGGCUUUGGACUCGACGAACGUGGAGGCCGCUUUCCAGACCAUUCUGACAGAAAUUUAUCGUAUCGUGUCUCAGAAGCAAAUGUCCGACAGACGCGAGAACGACAUGUCUCCAAGCAACAACGUGGUCCCUAUCCACGUCCCCCCGACCACGGAAAAUAAACCAAAGAUGCAGUGUUGUCAAAAUAUAUAACAAGUUUCAUUCCUCGGAAGCGGUGUAUAUUUCCCCAAGUCUGAGAUGGAAAUAGAUUGUGAGUUCACAUGGCCCUCUGGUGUCUUCUUGUUGUUGUUCUUUUUCUCCCUCCCCACUUCCUGUUCUGUUAUAUCUUAUCUUUAUUAUUCCUUCUGGAUUUCUCCAUGUCUUAACUCCCCCCCCUUUAUUUCAGUAUUACAAAUUAUCAGUUUGUUUGCGUGUGGCUGCAGCAUGAUCGGAGUGUUAGUCCUAGCAGGGCAGUUCUUUAAAAUCAUGACAGAUCUCAAGGUUCUGUCCUGAUUUUGAAAGAAGGUCGGCUCAUUCAAUGGAGAACUGGCUUGCUGCAGCUUAAGCCUUUGCAAUUCUGAUGCUCCUGCUGUCAUGACUGUCUGAUUGACGACGAGCCUGUUAAGCAUCCUUUCAACCUCAAUAUUAGAUACUGUAUCUCAUGGCAUGAGCAUCGGCUGGCUUAUCUUGUGGCCCUUGAUGGCAUCCCACACUUGUAAUACACAGGACCUGCAGUUAUUUCUUGCCUAUUUGCAGUAGGCAGUGUUUUCUCAGUUCUUUGCAGAUAUGUCGGUGGAUGCACCCAUUCUGGACAACUUGGUGCAAAGAAGCCUUCUUCCCUUAACCUGAUGCCCAGCACAGCUGGGGCUGAUGGGAGUUGUUGCCCCAAAUGCCUGGGGGAGGGCACCAGGUUAAGGGGGACUGCUGAUGUAAGUAACAUUUCCAAAAUAAACUGCUCGCUCCUCCUAGCUGCUAUGACCCCAAAGAGCCAAUAGUGUCACUUCCUGAAGAUGGCUCAACAGAGCUAGAUAGACUUUUAUCCAAUCACAGCAAUCAAAUUGUCAUCCUUAUGCAAGCAAGCGAGAGAUUGGUCACUGCAGGCUUGCGGGGUUGGGAAGAGGUGGCUGUUUUGUGUGAAUUGAGCCAAGAAGUGCAACUUGUCUUAAGGCCCAAAGAGUUGGUGAUGGUUGCCUCGUGUAAAAUAAGAAAAACACGUGAGCUCAGUAGCCAGCUUGCUUUUCUUGCCAAUGUCUGUGGCUUGCAGUACUUUGCUUGAUUCAGAGCUGGGCCUCUGGUUUGUUUUGCAUGCCACUAAGUGCAACAGUGCUUGUUGUCAUUCUCAAAAAGACACAGAGAGUGCUUGCAGGCACCUCCUAACAGUUGAAGUCCUUUGGAUCUGAAUCCUCAUUAAAAUUGGGUUUGGUUUCACCAAGCACCCAAGGCGCAGGAUGGGAUUAGGUCUUGUCUGCAGAUCCGGCAGGAGGCCUCUGUUGCCCUUCCCAGUAAUUGCCAGGUAGUGUACUUGGACUUCCUGCUGCCCUCUUGUGCUUCCUGGUUUCUAUAAAGCUGCCCGGGCUGUGCAUGUGAGCAUGGCACAAGAGAUCCAGAUGUGCAUCCCUGCAGAUGCGUUCUUGGAAUCUUUUCUUUUCUGGGCCCACUUGCUGCUUGAGGAUGUUCCCACUUCUAAUGCACUAGUCAGACAAAUGGUGUUUAUACAUACACACGCAGGCCUGGAAUUCUGUGGUAUUUGGAAAGCCAAGUUGAAGCCAGAAGAGGAAAUAGCCCCAGGUGGCCAGAGUUAGGGGGACAGGAGGAGAGGGAGGAAGGAAGCUUAUCGCGAAGAUGCCGCAGACCCAGAUGGCUUCCUUUCCUUCCUGCUGCUCCCACCCCCCACAAGGCGCGUACAAAGUGCUGAAUCUCUUGGCCAGCCUGUCAGUCUUGUGAUGCUCAUGACGUGUAAGGUGCACAGAGGGCAUUGCUGUAGUCCCUUCAUGUUUGUGACAUACUCUCCUGUAGUUGAUCUGUUUCCACAUUUUUUUUCUAUUCUUUUUUGUAAAUUUGCUUUAUAUUGUAUGCACAUUCUGUACCUUGAAUAUUUUUUAAGGUUGAUUUAAAAUUAUUCAUUAUUGGAAUUCUAAUAAAGAAGCGGGGGACUGGUCAAA
Molecule: messenger RNA, 2807 nt
Organism: Rhineura floridana
Lineage: Eukaryota; Metazoa; Chordata; Lepidosauria; Squamata; Rhineuridae
Gene: RAB11A
Product: RAB11A, member RAS oncogene family
Exons: 5
Coding region: 205-858 (217 amino acids)
Biological process (GO): exocytosis; melanosome transport; neurotransmitter receptor transport, endosome to postsynaptic membrane
Cellular component (GO): transport vesicle; postsynaptic recycling endosome; axon
Molecular function (GO): GTP binding; GTPase activity
Source: RefSeq, a predicted model, not a curated record